Molecule: messenger RNA, 141 nt
Organism: Chaetomium globosum CBS 148.51
Lineage: Eukaryota; Fungi; Ascomycota; Sordariomycetes; Sordariales; Chaetomiaceae
Exons: 3
Coding region: 1-141 (46 amino acids)
Source: RefSeq, a predicted model, not a curated record
AUGCCUCCUCCUCCUAGCCACCCCGGCGGUGUCGGGCCGUCGAACUUUGACAAGUUCAAGAUGGGUGCUAUGAUGGGCGGCACGGUUGGCACCAUCAUCGGCUUCAUCUUUGGUGCGACCCUCCCCGCGAGCCGUUUUUGA